AUGCCUGGGCAUAACGGAACAGACGGUGCCAGAGGAUCAAAGGGAGCACCUGGUAAAAAGGGACCUGCCGGCCCUGUAGGACCUAAGGGUGACCAAGGUCCCGCAGGAGCACCAGGGAAAAAAGGCUCCCAAGGAGAUCAGGGCCCUGCUGGAGUAGUUCCUCAAAGGAACUGGAAACAAUGCACGUGGAAGCCUCUGGAAGACGGCAGAGAUUAUGGGUUGAUAAAGGUUUGUUUUCGUUAUUUCUGUGGACAUCUAAACGUUUUUGUUCGUUUACCGACUGUUGCAAAGCCCAUGUGUAUUGAUCUCUCUGUUGCAGGAUUGUGUCUUCGUUAACAAAAGCUCAGACACCGUCUUGAAAGUAGAGUUCGACGGCGAUUUUAGAAUAGCCGGUUGCCAAAGGUGUUGUAAACGUUGGUAUUUCACUUUCAACGGCAAUGAGUGCGCUAAACCAGCUCCCAUCGAAGGUAUUGACGCCAUUUGGGAAAAUCAUGGUAGAACAGACACCAACGUUCACAAGCACAGUCAAAUCGGAGGAUACUGCGAGGGGAUUGGAUCGGGAACCGUUCGCGUGGGAGUGGCGGUUGGUGAUUGUCCAGGAUUCGGAAAAGGUUUUAACGCCUACACCGGGCACAAGUCUGUCACACGAAUCAUGAUCGAGGAAGUCCCUAAACCACAAUAA
This is a messenger RNA of Pocillopora meandrina, 682 nucleotides long. The record is from the annotation of a GenBank genome assembly. Lineage: Eukaryota; Metazoa; Cnidaria; Anthozoa; Scleractinia; Pocilloporidae.